Messenger RNA from Dictyostelium purpureum, 945 nucleotides. RefSeq lists its product as uncharacterized. Gene Ontology annotation, molecular function: gamma-glutamyl-peptidase activity. The record is from RefSeq and is a predicted model, not a curated record. Bases 1 to 945 code for a protein of 314 amino acids. The transcript has a single exon. Gene Ontology annotation, biological process: tetrahydrofolylpolyglutamate metabolic process. NCBI's taxonomy places the organism in Eukaryota, Evosea, Eumycetozoa, Dictyosteliales, Dictyosteliaceae. Gene Ontology annotation, cellular component: vacuole.
AUGAUUUUAUAUAAAUUAUUAUCAUUGUUAUUAUUAUGUAAUAUCAUUGUUGCAGCACCAACUGCAGUUAAUAAUAGACCAAUUAUUGGUAUUUUAACACAACCAACCAAUGGCGGUAUGGCCACUUAUGGUGAUCAAUAUCUUGCAGCAUCUUAUGUCAAAUAUAUUGAAAGUGCUGGAGCACGUGUUGUACCAAUUCUUUACGACACUGAUAUCAAAUCAUUAACAUCAUUAUUCAAUUCAAUCAAUGGUAUUUUAUUCCCAGGUGGUGGUGUAGAUUUCGAUAAUGCUACCGUUUACACCAAUACCAUUCAAUCCAUUUGGCAAUUGGUCAUCGAAUCAAACAAUAAUGGUGACUAUUUCCCAUUAUGGGGUACUUGCAUGGGUUUCCAAGAGUUAGCAUUAUUAGCUGCAGGUAAUUUCGAUCUUUUAUCAAGCUACAAUAGCGAAAACUACACUGUACCAUUAAACUUUACAGCAGCUGCCAAAGAAAGUAAUAUGCUUGGAAAUGCCCCAUCUGAAAUUUUCGAAGCACUUGCCACCCAACCAAUCACUAUGAAUAACCAUCAAUUUGGUCUUUCACCACAAACUUUUAGUGACACCUCAGCCAUCAAUACCUUCUUUAAUGUUUUAUCAACCAAUGUCGAUCGUGACGGUAACACUUUCAUUUCUACCAUCGAAGCUAAAAACUAUCCAAUCUACGGUGUUCAAUGGCAUCCAGAAAAACCAAUCUUUGAAUGGUGGGACCAAGAAGUUAUGAACCACAGCUUUAUGAGCGUCCUCUCCAAUCAAUACACUUCAAACUUUUUCGUCAACGAAUGCAGAAAAUCAUCUCACUCAUUCUCUGACCCAACCGUCGAAGCUCAAUCUUUAAUUUAUAACUAUCAACCACAAUACUCUUAUCAAUCUGUUCCAGAUUUUGAACAAAUUUAUUAUUUCAAUUAA